Messenger RNA from Sander lucioperca (pikeperch), 2809 nucleotides. RefSeq names its product claudin-10 (gene cldn10e). The coding region runs from base 313 to 1224 and encodes 303 amino acids. Gene Ontology annotation, biological process: bicellular tight junction assembly; cell adhesion. The transcript has 5 exons. The record is from RefSeq and is a predicted model, not a curated record. Gene Ontology annotation, cellular component: bicellular tight junction; plasma membrane. NCBI's taxonomy places the organism in Eukaryota, Metazoa, Chordata, Actinopteri, Perciformes, Percidae. Gene Ontology annotation, molecular function: structural molecule activity.
CCAUGGGAACCUGAGCAACUGCUGUCUCUCACCCAAAUGUAAAUUACUACCUGGAAAACAACAGCACACCCCUGAUGCGUAUCUGUUUGAAUUUGAAUUAAGAAGGCGUUCAGCUCAGGAUGUACACGUCUUCUGCAUGAAUAACGGGCUGCCAUUUGAAGACAAAACAAAAAAAGAGCAUAUAAAUUUGGAUUGUGGAUGGUAAUUGAUGAUCAGAAAUAGAAGCUUGGGGAAAUAUCAUAUUGCAAGAGCUUCCUUGGAUCUUAAAUUUAGAUUGGAGAUCAACUUAGAUUAGAUUGGAGAAGCCCGGAGAUGCAGAUUCGUGUGGUCCAGAUCUGGGGUUUCCUGAUCACCGUUUUGGGCUGGAUCUUUGUUGCCUGCACAAUGGCCAUGGAGGGCUGGAAGAUUUGUGCCAUAGGGGGCAUGGGGGGCUCCUCAGUCAUCAAGGUGGCCUGGUACUGGUCCAACCUGUGGAGAGCCUGUGUUACAGACUCAACUAAUAUCAGUAACUGUUACGACUACCCUGUGCUCUGGUCUGUGGAGGGUUACAUCCAGAUAGUACGAGGCCUGCUGAUGGCAGCUCUUUCCUUCGGCAUACUGGGGUUUGUGCUUGGUCUGAUAGGUAUGGAGUGCACCGUCAUUGGGGGAAAAGACCGGUCAAAGUACAGGAAGAUCUAUGCCAGCGGAUGGUGCCACAUAAUCAGCGGUUUGCUGUCCACAUGUGGGUAUGCUGUUUAUGCAUAUUAUGUCUCAUUAGAAUACUUCAACCUUAACUUUGAUGGACUAAAAUAUGACCUUGGCACCCCGUUGUUCCUCGGCUGGGUUGGCUCAGCCCUUCACAUGACUGGUGGUUUCUUCUAUGUGUGGUCAGUGUGUAUGCCGCUCUGCGGAGAAGAGGAAAUGGAAAUAAACGUCCAGACACUAACAAGCAAGUCCACCACAGGUCUGUCCACAGUCACAUUCAAGACCAACGUGUCCUCAGAGUCAGAGCUUUCGCCCAAGUCUAAGGACUCAGACCUGUCCAGCAUUUCCUCAAGUUUAGAACGCACCUCCAAAUCUGGAUACACAGCCAAGUCAGGACAGUCAUCCCAGACUGGGCAAAUCACCGGUUCUGCAAUGUUGAGGUCAGGAUCAGAGGCGGGAUCGGAGUCACUGAUGGCGCCAACUUUGUCUGGCAGCUCGAGGAUUAAGACUAAACGGUUCUUUAAAAAGUCUUAUAUUUGAAUAAAUGUGAGUCAUAAUGUGACUAACAAAUAUGAAUACAUGUGACAGACUCAUGAUCUGAUGCUUUUCUAUUCAAUGUACAAAUCGGUGGUAAAAGCAAAUUCAGCGAUAUGCGUUUUGUUUUAAAAAUAGUGAUACAAAUCUUUUUUCACUGAAUUGAUUAGUAGACAGUUUGCUGCCUGUUCAUGUUUAUCAUCUAUAAUGUAAUUUACAACUAGGAAUAUCUAUAUUUAUUAUAAUAUCUAUUCAUUAUAAUUAAGCCACAUAUCCAUGUCUAAUCUAAAUGGCAGCCUUUAUAUAGACAUUUAAACAACAAAGAGCAACUCCACCAGGCUUAUUAGGUCUGGUUGACAGUAAACAGUGUCUGCUUUGCUGGUUUUGAAACCUUCAUACAAAUACACAAGCAGCAGUUGUAAGAAGACUGGAUCUACAGUUUUACAUCUGAAGCAAAGCCCUUGUGGCUUUUCUUUUCUUGAAUUAUUGGUGGAUUUAUUCCUUCACAAAAAAGGUAGGCAGUAAAUACCUUCACAUUUGGCACUAUUGGCUCUACUUUUCAUCAUCUACAAUGUCACCUUUGUUACUGUUUGUACUUAAUACGUAAAGGCUCUGACUUGUAGGACUGAAGAGAUGUGUAGGACACUGGCUCAGAUCCUGGGCCUGAUGCUCUGCAUAGUGGGCUGGGGCUUUGUGGGCUGCACCCUUGCUAUGGACCACUGGAGGUAGGCAAAUAAGAGUUAGAAGAAACAAAUAGAAGAAUACAUCUUAGGCACUUUAGCCUUAGAGAUUGCAGGGAGAAAGUGUCUUGACUGAAUAGCUUGAAUAAAAAAAAAUCUCAGAACCCUAGAAAUGUCAAAAAACUACUAACCUGAUUGCUAACAUGAAAAAUUUGUCAUCCAAAGCGAAUUUAGCUGAAUUGUCAACCUGUUUGUGUAAAUGUGCAUGAUCAGAGUGCCAAUUUUUCUCUUUUAUUUUUUGUUUCCUGAAUACGAGAUUUCCUAUGCAUGCAAUAAAUGUUAAUUAAUUUGCAUAUGAUACAAUUUUGUUUUGUUGUAGUGUCAAUUUGAAACAACUUUUGGAUAUGGCAAAAUUUCAUCAUCUUUGGCAACGAUUAGGGCUGGGAAAUAUGACAAUAUAUAUACUGUAUCUAUUGUCAAAGCGAUAUAAAAAUGUCUAUUGUAUAAAUUUGUCUAUAUCGGUUCUAUCGUUAUGUCGAAAAGCCAGCAGCCACACUGCAUUACGGCAAUAUUUACAUCACUUGGGCGACACUUUACGUUCUUAUCCUAUCACUUUAUGUUCAGUUUGCAUUAAAGUUCUUAAUAAAAUAAAAAUACUCAGUACUUUUCAUUUGUCAAUUAUUUAAUUCACACAGGAGCAUGCAAAAAUAGUCUUAUUUAUUGAAUUACCAGAAAAAAAAUGCUAAAUUAUAUCGUGAUACAUAUCGAUAACGAGACAUAAAAUGACCUACAAUGUAUCGGUAUAAUAGAGUUUGGCCAUAUCGCCCAGUCCUUGGUUUAAUAAAUGUUCAAAGCAAACUCGAUAAAUGAUGUUGAAAUUUAAAGUGUCUGAAAUCCAAUUUUUGGGAUGG